ACGUCACAGCAACCCGGAACUGCCGGCUGCACAACAAGGACAGUAGCUGCACGUUCUGUGGACCUGUCAAAGCUGGCAUGGCGGGGGUGGCGGUGCUGGGGGCUUCCCGGGUCCUGCUCCCCCGGACACUGGCCGUGGCCUCAGGCAGGUGCUCGGCCUCGGUGAAGUCCGUCCUGACUCCGGCUCCAUGCGUGAUGUCCGUCCCGUUGAGGGCCUCUGUCAGAAAGCUGCAACUCUGCUCCUCAUUAUGUGCCGGGCACAACAAAUGGUCAAAGGUGAAACACAUCAAAGGACCCAAAGAUGAGGCGAGAGGAAAGAUGUUUAUGAAGUUUGGCAUGAUGAUAAAAAUAGCUGUGAAAGAGGGUGGACCUAACCCAGAUCUGAAUAUUAACUUGGCACACGUGCUGCAGCAGUGCAGGAACAAAAACAUGCCCAAAGCAUCCAUAGAGGCUGCAAUCAAGAGUGCGGAAAAGUCUAAACCAGCAUCCCAGCACAUGUUCGAAGCUCGGGGGCCCGGUGGAUGUCUGCUGCUCAUCGAGGUCCUCACUGACAACAACACCCGCUGCCACCAGGAAAUUAAACGCCUGCUUAACAAGAACGGAGGGAUGCUGUCUGAUGGAGUCCACCACAACUUCACCAGGAGGGGGGUGGUGGCGAUGGCGGGCAAGACCAUCUCGACGGAGAGAGCUCUGGAGCUGGCCAUUGAGGCGGGAGCCGAAGAUGUCCAAGAGAGUGAGGACGAGGAGGAGCAGCCUCUCCUGCAGUUUAUUUGUGACACCAUGGACGUGAAUAAGGUGCGGGCCUCAUUGGAGAAGCUGGGAAUGCAGAUUGCAUCUUCUGGGGUGGAGUUUGCUCCAAGCAUCUUCUCGUCUCUGGACCAGGACCAGCUGGAUACCGCUUCAACACUAAUAGACGCUCUCAAUGACUGUCCAGACGUAGUUCGAGUAUGGGACAAUAUCCAGGCUGACAGCUGAGUACGAUCUCUGGACACUUGGUAGACACUGAGUAGGUUGCAUGUGGAAUAUCUCAUUUCACAGAGAAAGAUUUUGACAACCUUGUACAUCAGUCAGUAAAGAUACUACUGCUUGUCAUGUCAUUAUAAGGAACAGACGUUAUCAGUGUGAGAAUCUGUGUGUUUUGGCCAUUUUGAUGUCUAUAUGGGAAAAAGUUUUGAUGAGAAAUUAAACUGUGGUCCUAGUUGGAAUGUGAA
Seriola aureovittata is the source of this 1210-nucleotide messenger RNA. RefSeq names its product translational activator of cytochrome c oxidase 1 (gene taco1). The record is from RefSeq and is a predicted model, not a curated record. The transcript is spliced from 6 exons. Gene Ontology annotation, cellular component: mitochondrion. NCBI's taxonomy places the organism in Eukaryota, Metazoa, Chordata, Actinopteri, Carangiformes, Carangidae. Bases 78 to 974 code for a protein of 298 amino acids.